AUGAUAUAUGGGGAUGGUGAAGAUGAAUUUGCAGGAUUUAAUUUUUGUCGAUUCACCAUCAGGAUUGAAAAUGAUGACGAAUCUCCAGACACGAGGGGGCAACUCAAGAUAAUACAAGAAAAGCUUGACUCGUUGCAUCAGGCUUCAAAACCUUCAUCAACUGAUGAAUAUUCUCAAGCUACAGUUAAGUCCCUUCUCGAGACACUCACCAAGGAACAUUCAACAAAUCUUGAGAAGAUGAACAAGGUAGUUGAUAAUUCUGCUACCGUCUGCAACAAAACGACUAAAAAAGUCAAUAAACUAAUUUCUGAUGCCACAACUUUCAUGAAUAACUUCCAAACAUCCUUCGAGUUAAACACAACGAAAGCCACAAAGCAAUAUCUAAUCUUGGCUCCUCUCUUAAAGUUGAAAGGGAAAAAUUUCAAGAAGUUCAUUGUAGCAUUAAAAAUAAUGUUAUUGAAGGUUGUAGAUUAUCUCGUUGGAAACAUUUAG
Messenger RNA from Lactuca saligna, 492 nucleotides. The record is from the annotation of a GenBank genome assembly. Lineage: Eukaryota; Viridiplantae; Streptophyta; Magnoliopsida; Asterales; Asteraceae.